Messenger RNA from Epinephelus fuscoguttatus (brown-marbled grouper), 799 nucleotides. It is a transcript of the gene vopp1b, whose product is annotated as VOPP1 WW domain binding protein. Gene Ontology annotation, cellular component: cytoplasmic vesicle membrane. The record is from RefSeq and is a predicted model, not a curated record. Lineage: Eukaryota; Metazoa; Chordata; Actinopteri; Perciformes; Serranidae. The transcript is spliced from 5 exons. The coding region runs from base 269 to 796 and encodes 175 amino acids.
AUCACAGGCUAAUGCAGCUUCCCAGCAUGCCAUUAAUCUCCGUCUGUGGACCGUCUGACCGUCACCCUGGUUGCCUCCAUCCGUCCUCUCACCCGAAGGACUCCGAGCCGGACCUGAUGGAUCUGAUCUCUGGGUGUCAUCAGUAACGUUAGCGGGAUGAAAGCGACAUAGUGAUUAAGGGAGCAUCUCCUCCUCCUCCUCCUCCUCUUCCUCGUCCUUCACUUUUGCACCAGCGGAGCUUGGCUUUCACUCUCCCACCGGCGGAGAUAUGAGGAAUCCAGUGGCCGAUGUAGCCCUGACAUUCUGGCUAUUUCUAGAGUGUGUAGAAGCCAAAAAGUACUGCUGGUAUUUUGAAGGCGGAUACCCCAUCUACUUCAUAUGUCGCUCCUAUGAGGACUGCUGUGGGACUCGCUGCUGUGUUAGAGCCCUGUCCAUCCAGAGACUAUGGUACUUCUGGGUGCUGCUGAUGAUGGGAGUAUUGUUCUGCUGCGGUGCUGGCUUCUUUGUCCGCAGAAGGAUGUAUCCGUCCCCUCUGAGAGACGAGCCAGCCUUCAACGUCUCCUUCACCAGGCACCCUGUCACCACACCAGUUUCCCAGCAGCCAGGGAGUAUGCAGGGCUUUGGGGUCAACGGAAUGACAGGUAACGACCCAGGGGUUACCAUGACACACCCGGCAUACCCGGCACAGCCUGGCUCCGCCCACAUGAUGAUGGGCUCCUACCCUCCACCUCCAUCCUACUGCAACCACCCGCCUCCGUCCUACGAACAAAUAUUUCAAAACAGCGACAAGAAGUAACAU